Molecule: messenger RNA, 1633 nt
Organism: Arabidopsis lyrata subsp. lyrata
Lineage: Eukaryota; Viridiplantae; Streptophyta; Magnoliopsida; Brassicales; Brassicaceae
Source: RefSeq, a predicted model, not a curated record
UUCUUUUUAUUUAGUCCUUUUGUUAGUCCUUUCUUUUCUAUAAAUAGUUUAGUUUUGAGUCUUUUAUUACCACACUUCCUUUUAGCUUUUUACCUUGUCGAGUCAUGGCAGAUGAAUUGUGGAAUAACCUUCAGCACUUUGAUUUGGGAAGAAAUGACCCGGAGUUGUUUAUUCCACACGAAGCAUACGCAGCUACAGAAGCUCGUAAUAGGCUAAGUCUAAUUGCUAGACCUCUGAAUCCAAGAUCUCAAAACCUUUUUACGGUAAUCUCUUCUCUACCAAGAACUUGGGGCUUAACAACAACUGUUCAAGGCAGAGUUCUUGAUGGUACGUAUGUUCAGUUCUUGUUUCAAUCUGAAUUGGAUCUUGUUUCAGUUCAAAGAAGAGAACCCUGGUUGUUUAAUAAUUGGUUUAUAGCAGUUCAAAGAAGAGAACCCGUGGAUUUCCCUGGGUUAAAUUUUCUGACAACAAUAGAUCUCUGGGUUCAGAUUAGAGGAAUCCCUUUGCACUAUGUUAGUGUUGAAACAGUGUCAGAAAUAGCUCAAGAUCUUGGGGAGAUAAUCCAAGUGGACUUUAAUGAGACCACUUCCAUUCAGAUAGCCUAUAUUCGGGUUAGAGUUAGGUUUGGAAUAUCGGAUAGGUUAAGGUUCUUUCAAAGAAUACGCUUUGAUGCAGGUGAGACAGUUGUGAUCCGUUUCCAAUAUGAACGUCUCAGAAGAAUAUGUACCAACUGUCUGAGGUUUAAUCAUCAAAGAAAUCAAUGUCCUUAUGGUCAGCUUAUUGAUGGAGGAAGAAGUGAUGAUUUGGAUCAUACAUUUGCGGGUAGAGAGAGAAGAUUUCUUCAGGAUAAUCUUCAGAGGUCUAACAUGAACUCUCAAUCUCAGAAUUCAGACUACUCCUUUCCUGCACCAAGAUCAACUCCUCCAAGAGUGGCUACUCCACCAUUGAAUCCUGAAGAAACUGUUGAUGCAAGAAGGUAUCUGUCCUCCUCAAGGAUUGCUAAUCUCCAACACUUUGCUGUUCCAACCCCCCAGAUUGCGGUAAGAAGACAACAAUCAGCUUCAAGCUCUAACUCUAAUUCCGCUACAGUUCAGGAGAUGAUGCCAAGAGAUCCAAGGAGGUUUGAAACAGGUGAAUCUUCAAGGAGAACAGAAAAUGGUGAACCAUCAGAGAGGUUUGACUAUUCAAAGCGUAAAAAGACACUUUCUGAUAAUCAAGAGGAAGAAAACAUGAACCAGAAGCAAAAAGGAUCUGAGCUUAAUCAAGGAGGAAUUCUGAAGCCUCCAAAAAAACGAUGAAACACUCUACUGAUUCUGUCAACACUUUUUGGCGAGGCUGCGUAAGGUUUUAAGGCAGCUUAAGGGUUUGAAUAAAAGGAUAUGAUCUUAGAAGUACCUUUUGGAAAGACCAUAUCUUCUGAAGCUUAUGAAGGAAGGAUGUUUAAGCUUCAUACUAAGAUGGAAACUUGACUUGAUGAAAAUGUUCUAUCUCUUGUCAAUGGAUCCUUUGUUUUUUUGUAAAUCCAUUGUAAGCUUACAAGGUUUAAGUUGGUUUGUAAGUGGAAGUUUCCACAGUUGUAUCUUGCAACAUCUGAUGAUAUAAAAUGGUACCACUUUUUGUGAAAAAAAAAAAA